AUGCUGCAAAGAUUGUUGAUUGGUUUCUGUUUUUUUCGAAGUUCAUACAGAAAACUCUCUAUAACAAUAAGUAUCGUUGUUGUUUUAUGUUUUACGUGUUCGUUGCUCUUUGAAAUUGAGUAUGCACCGAAGAAACUAGUAUAUAAACACGUAAGGUUUGACGAAAAACACGAAUGUGUAGAAAAUGCUACAACCUCGUACAACGGAGCUAAAAAACUCAUUUUGUUCUACACAACAAUAUUCGAGGAUCUCCCUAUUUUUCAUACCGACACGCUUCGUUGGCGAUGCUGCCAACCAUUCAACUGUCACAUUACCACUGAUAAAAGUCGAUUUGGGGAAAGCGAUGCUGUAGUAUUUCAUGCACGCGAUUUACCUUCUGCCGAGCAUAUGCCUUUGAAAGAGAGACGAACUUCGCAACGUUGGAUUUACUUUACGAUGGAAUGUCCUUAUUAUUCAAAGAUCAUACCCAAAGAUUACAAUGGUAUGUUCAACUGGACGAUGACUUAUGAUAGACGAUCCGACAUUCAUCAACCUUACGGUUCUUACACGAAGAAGUUAAUUGAAGACAAAGCCUCAAAAGACAUGCUAACACAUUUCCCUUCCUCCUGUCUAGGAAUGCAGAGAAAUUUCGCAACAGGGAAGGACAAAUUACUUGUUUUGGUCCAAAGCCAUUGUAAGACUAUCGAUGGCAUCAGGGAGAAUUUUUUCCAUGCCUUGAAUAAAAUAGUGAAGGUUGAUGUUUAUGGUAAAUGUGGAGGUGUAUUUGGGAGAGUAGCUUGUCCAAGAUGGAGCAAAAAGUGUGCUGAAAAAUUGAAAAGAUACAAAUUUUAUAUAUCUCUUGAGAAUAGCAUUUGUGAAGACUAUAUAACUGAGAAAUAUUGGAAAGCAGCUUUCGAUAUCAAUGCUGUUCCUAUUGUUUUUGGUUUGUCAUUCUUCAAAGAGCUGGCUAUUCCUGGCUCAUACAUUGAUGCUUCUGCAUUUCCAACUUUGAAUGGUCUUGUUGAGUACAUCAAAUAUCUUGAUAAGAACAACACGGCAUAUAAUGAGUAUUUUGCAUGGCGGCAGCAUUAUAAAGUGACAAAUUUGGAGCCAUGGCCUUGUAGAUUGUGCAAGAUGUUACACAACAAAUCCCUGCCUCUAAAAACAUACCAGGAUUUUGACGAGUACUUUGAUGCAGAAAAGGUUUGCAGAAGUCUCAGCAGAACUAUCAUAUUCUAGCAAAGGAAAGAGCAUAGAUUUUAAUAAAAACAGAAGUUUUAUUUAUAUGAGGUUUUAUUAAUGCAAUGUUUAACAUGAAGAAAAUAAUAGUUA
This is a messenger RNA of Xenia sp. Carnegie-2017, 1311 nucleotides long. Its product is annotated as 3-galactosyl-N-acetylglucosaminide 4-alpha-L-fucosyltransferase FUT3-like. Gene Ontology annotation, cellular component: membrane. NCBI's taxonomy places the organism in Eukaryota, Metazoa, Cnidaria, Anthozoa, Malacalcyonacea, Xeniidae. Gene Ontology annotation, molecular function: alpha-(1->3)-fucosyltransferase activity. The record is from RefSeq and is a predicted model, not a curated record. The transcript is spliced from 3 exons. Bases 1 to 1218 code for a protein of 405 amino acids.